GCUUCCACGUGAUCCCUUCAGUGUCCAACAUCGUUCCCGAGAGCUGCCUGCUCAUCGUGGUGGGCCUUUUGGUUGGGGGGCUCAUCAAAGGGGUGGGUGAAAAGCCCCCCAUUCUCAAGUCGAACAUCUUCUUCCUCUUCCUCCUUCCACCCAUCAUCUUGGAUGCCGGCUAUUUUCUCCCCUUGCGCCAAUUUACCGAGAACCUGGGCACCAUCCUCAUCUUCGCUGUGGUGGGGACGCUCUGGAACGCCUUCUUCUUGGGUGGCCUGAUGUACGCCGUGUGCCAGCUUGGCGGCCCCGGCCUGAACCAUAUUGGUCUCCUGGCCAACCUGCUCUUCGGCAGCAUCAUCUCAGCCGUGGAUCCGGUGGCCGUGCUGGCCGUCUUUGAGGAGAUCCACAUCAACGAACUGCUCCACAUCUUGGUCUUCGGGGAGUCCCUUUUGAACCUCCCCCUUCCCUCUUCCUCCCAGGUCCUCUACCACCUCUUUGAGGAGUUUGCCAACUUCGAGCAGGUGACCAUUAUCGAUAUCAUCCUCGGCUUCCUCAGCUUCUUCGUGGUGUCGUUGGGUGGUGUCUUCGUGGGCGUCAUUUAUGGGGUGAUCGCUGCCUUCACCUCCCGCUUCACCUCCCACAUCCGAGUCAUCGAGCCCCUCUUCGUCUUCCUCUACAGCUACAUGGCGUAUCUCUCUGCUGAGCUCUUCCACCUCUCUGGCAUCAUGGCGCUCAUCGCCUCUGGCGUGGUCAUGCGGCCCUAUGUGGAAGCCAACAUCUCCCACAAGUCCCACACCACUAUCAAGUAUUUUCUCAAGAUGUGGAGCAGCGUGAGUGAGACCCUCAUCUUCAUCUUCCUGGGUGUCUCCACGGUGGCUGGCCACCACUACUGGAACUGGACCUUCGUCAUCAGCACACUGCUCUUCUGCCUCAUCGCAAGAGUUUUAGGCGUCCUGGUCCUCACCUGGUUCAUCAACAAGUUCCGAAUCGUGAAGCUGACGCCGAAGGACCAGUUCAUCAUCGCAUAUGGGGGCCUGCGGGGAGCCAUCGCCUUCUCCCUCUGUUACCUCCUGGACUAUAAGCAUUUUGGCAUGAGGGACAUGUUCCUCACAGCCAUCAUCACGGUCAUCUUCUUCACAGUUUUCGUGCAGGGCAUGACCAUCCGGCCCUUGGUGGACUUGCUGGCCGUGAAGAAGAAGCAGGAGACAAAGCGCUCCAUCAAUGAAGAGAUCCACACGCAGUUCUUAGAUCACCUUCUGACGGGGAUCGAGGAUAUCUGUGGUCACUAUGGGCAUCACCACUGGAAGGACAAGCUGAAUCGCUUCAACAAGAAGUAUGUGAAGAAGUGCCUGAUUGCAGGGGAGCGGUCCAAGGAGCCGCAGCUCAUCGCUUUCUAUCACAAGAUGGAGAUGAAGCAGGCAAUCGAGCUGGUGGAGAGCGGGGGCAUAGGCAAGAUCCCCUCCGCUGUCUCCACUGUCUCCAUCCAGAACAUCAACCCUAAGACCCUUCCCGUGGAGCGCAUCCUUCCAGCCCUGUCCAAGGACAAGGAGGAGGAGAUCCGGAAAAUCCUUCGCAACAACCUGCAGAAAACCAGGCAGCGGUUGCGAUCCUACAACCGGCACACACUUGUGGCUGACCCCUACGAGGAAGCCUGGAACCAGAUGCUCCUGCGGCGGCAGAAGGCCCGGCAGCUGGAACAAAAGAUGAACAACUACCUGACGGUGCCGGCUCACAAGCUCGAUUCACCCACCAUGUCCCGCGCUCGCAUAGGCUCAGAUCCGCUGGCCUACGAACCCAAGGCGGACUCGGAGUACCUGCUCCUCAUCACACCCGAGGAGGAUGAGGAGGGGCUGGUGAUGCGGGUGAAGGAGCCUUCCUCCCCGGGUACUGACGAUGUCUUCACCCCGGGGACCGGCGACAGCCCCAGCAACCAGCGGAUGCUGCGAUGCCUGAGCGACCCGGGCCCUCGGCCGGAGCCGGAGGAGGGGGAACCCUUCAUCCCCAAGGGGCAGUAG
Molecule: messenger RNA, 2006 nt
Organism: Phaethon lepturus (White-tailed tropicbird)
Lineage: Eukaryota; Metazoa; Chordata; Aves; Phaethontiformes; Phaethontidae
Gene: SLC9A1
Product: solute carrier family 9, subfamily A (NHE1, cation proton antiporter 1), member 1
Exons: 11
Biological process (GO): proton transmembrane transport; sodium ion transport; regulation of pH
Cellular component (GO): membrane
Molecular function (GO): sodium:proton antiporter activity
Source: RefSeq, a predicted model, not a curated record